This is a messenger RNA of Seminavis robusta, 540 nucleotides long. The record is from the annotation of a GenBank genome assembly. NCBI's taxonomy places the organism in Eukaryota, Bacillariophyta, Bacillariophyceae, Naviculales, Naviculaceae.
AUGACAAACAGGUCGUUCUCCAGCCAGGCCGUCCAAUCCCGUGGUAAUCUAUCUGCGCUGGAAUACGCAGCAGAGCCCAUGGUGCGAGACGACAAAGACGUCGUUCUUGCUGCAGUUCGUAAGAAUGGCCUGUCUCUGCGGCAUGCAUCAGAGGCGUUACGCAGGGACAAGGAGAUCGUCCUCGCGGCAGUCAGCUCCAGACCCGAUGCUCUCAAGUAUGCCCUCGGCAACUUGAGAAGAGACAAAGACUGCCUCAUUGCCGCCGGUGUUUGGGAUGAGCACCACGGAGUCCGACAAUCAGACGCGGCCUCAAAAACUGAUUCAAUUUCCAUCGCGCUCUCCACGAGGUUCGCAUUGAAACCGCAAAGUAGAUUUCAAGCCACCGAUUUCACGUCCUUGAUCAAGAAUGAGGAUUUCAUUCGCACCGGCAACUUUGUCAUGUAUUCACCGAAUGCUUUCGACAAAGCAACAUGCGAUCCCAUGGGUGUGUACACCAACAUUUGCCACACGUGCAGAGGAACCAUGGAAACAUGCCAAUGA